Gongylonema pulchrum is the source of this 518-nucleotide messenger RNA. NCBI's taxonomy places the organism in Eukaryota, Metazoa, Nematoda, Chromadorea, Rhabditida, Gongylonematidae. The record is from the annotation of a GenBank genome assembly.
UUGUUUGUUACGAUUGCAGCACGGCUGAGAAGUGGUAUUGCAAGGGGCCUGCAACUGUGCAUAGUAAGAUUUUUCAGGUCGUUAACAGGUUCGAGAAGCCAGUCGGAUGCCGAUGAAAUGGAAAAUUCGUUGGACGAUUCGUUUGAGUUUGUUGCUGAAUCGGCAGUGGCCGAAGUAGAGCUUACCAGGGUGGAGUGCAAGCAUCGAUUAUAUCGGUCGCAGCCUUUUCGUCUCUCCACUCCCUUGCCGAUCGAAUCUUCAAACAAUAACGUUGUGCAGCGAGCAAGUAGCUCUCUACCAGACCGUUAUGAAGAAAAACAGGACUUGACCAGCUCAACAGUACCGCAAGUUCCUUUCGUGCCCAAAGCGAUUUUUACAAAUUUGAAUCACUUAAAUGCAACUCUUGGUACGUACGAGGCACGUGAAAAAGUACUGGAAAGCUUGAAGCAGCGAAUCCCUUUGAUUGAAGCCGAUACUGGGCGAACUCCUGAACAUGAGUCGGAUGUAAAUGACUGAUC